AUGUGGCUGUUUUUAACUACAACCUGCUUGCUUUGUGGAAAUUUAAAUGCUGGAGGAUAUUUUAAUUUGGAAAAAGAAAUGAAUCCUGAAGUGUUGAUGAAUAUUAGUGAAAUAAUCAUUUACAAUGGCUAUCCCAGUGAGGAGUAUGAAGUCACCAGUUCGGAUGGGUACAUACUCAGCAUCAACAGAAUCCCCUAUGGGCGGACAGAUGCCAGCAACACAGGCUCCCGACCAGUUGUGUAUCUGCAGCAUGCAUUAUUUGCAGACAGUGCCACCUGGCUGGAAAAUUAUGCCAAUGGUAGCCUCGGAUUCCUUCUGGCAGAUGCAGGUUAUGAUGUAUGGAUGGGAAACAGUCGAGGGAACACUUGGUCAAGAAGGCACGAAACACUCUCAGUGACUGAAGAGGCAUUCUGGGCCUUUAGUUUUGAUGAAAUGGCCAAAUAUGAUCUCCCAGGAAUAAUAAACUUCAUUGUAAAUAAAACUGGUCAGGAGAAGUUGUAUUUCGUUGGACAUUCACUUGGCACUACAAUAGGUUUUGUAGCCUUUUCCACUAUGCCUGAACUAGCACAGAGAAUCAAAAUGAAUUUUGCCUUGGGUCCUGUGGCCUCAUUAAAAUAUCCUACGGGCAUUUUUAUGAAUUUUUUUCUGCUCCCAAAUUCUGCAAUCAAGAGUAUGUUUGGUACCAAAGGCUUCUUUUUAGAAGAUGAGGCAACGAAGGCAGCUUCUGUUAAAAUGUGCAACAAUAAGAUACUCUGGGUAAUAUGUAGUGAAUUUAUGUCCCUAUGGGCUGGAUCCAAUAAGAAAAAUAUAAAUAUGAGUCGAAUGGAUGUGUAUUUGUCACAUGCUCCCACUGGAUCAUCAGUACAGAACAUCCUUCAUCUGAAACAGCUUUACCGAUCUGACGAGUUCAGGGCCUAUGAUUGGGGAAGUGAAGCCGAGAACAUACAUCACUACAAUCAGAGUCAUCCCCCGUUAUACGACUUGACAGCCAUGAAAGUGCCCACUGCUAUUUGGGUUGGUGGGCAUGAUGUUCUGGUAACCAUCCAGGACGUGGCCAGAAUUCUCCCUCAAAUCAGGGAUCUCCGCUACUUUGAUCUUUUGCCAGAUUGGAACCAUUUUGAUUUCAUCUGGGGCCUGGAUGCUGCUCAACGGGUCUACAGUAAAAUCAUUGACUUGAUGAAGGCAACUCCCUAA
Messenger RNA from Sorex araneus (European shrew), 1194 nucleotides. It is a transcript of the gene LIPN, whose product is annotated as lipase family member N. Bases 1 to 1194 code for a protein of 397 amino acids. Gene Ontology annotation, molecular function: hydrolase activity, acting on ester bonds. NCBI's taxonomy places the organism in Eukaryota, Metazoa, Chordata, Mammalia, Eulipotyphla, Soricidae. The record is from RefSeq and is a predicted model, not a curated record. The transcript is spliced from 9 exons.